Molecule: messenger RNA, 6050 nt
Organism: Balaenoptera acutorostrata (minke whale)
Lineage: Eukaryota; Metazoa; Chordata; Mammalia; Artiodactyla; Balaenopteridae
Gene: ZNF605
Product: zinc finger protein 605
Exons: 9
Coding region: 919-2991 (690 amino acids)
Biological process (GO): negative regulation of transcription by RNA polymerase II; regulation of cytokine production; regulation of immune system process
Molecular function (GO): DNA-binding transcription repressor activity, RNA polymerase II-specific
Source: RefSeq, a predicted model, not a curated record
CUGGGAGGGGCCUCUGGGGGGACCUUAGCCUCGGGGGCUGGAGGCAGCAGGCCCUGAGGGUGAGGGAGCCCGGAGGCUCCCCUCGGGAGUGAGUGGAGGGCUGUGCGGGGCCGGCGUGUGCGCUGGGGAUGUGGGUUAGGGUUUGUGUGCAGCAACAGUUAAGGCUCUAGCCAUCCACGGUUUGCGUGCCUUUGGCUUGGCGACGGGGCGCGAAGGGAUGAGCGACGAGGCUCUGUGGGCGCGUGGGGGGCACGUAGAGGGCCCAGAGUGGUUGCACUGAGGAUUUCGCCGGCAGGAAGGGCCGCUGGUUGCUGCAGUGUUGGACUGUACCUGAGCCGUGUGCUCCUGGGAAGAUCCCCCCCUCUCUCGGGUUCCGGGAGACAGCUGGCUGCAAAGGACCCCCUUCCCACAUGAUGCCCUUGUUUACCUGUGACAAGGCCAUAGUUCCCUGAACUCUGGGCCGUAAGCUUGAGCAGCGUGCAGCCCGCCACCGCGCCCAGAACUGGCCGAGCUCCGCUUACUUUGCGGAAAGGUGCCCGCUGACCAUCCACCAUGUCGGUCCUCCUCUCAGCCUGUCAGCCUGUGGGACCAAGCCGGGAGCACGAGGGGCCGCAGGUGCACCCUCACGAAGGAAGCCACAUCCCUGUGUGACCCAGCUGUGAGCCCGUGGAGUCCUCGGCCCUGAUCCGGUAUCCGGCCGGGGGCUGAUUUUGGAGUAGAGAGCCAGCACCCCAGGCCAUUUCCCGUUCCCUGUCCUGCCUAGAAGCCAUGGCUCUCAGGAGCACGAAAACUCAUGUGAAAUAAGAAAGAAGAGGCCUCAGGACUUGGGGUGCAUUCCCAGUCCACAGACCUUUGACCAGAGGCCUUUUUCCAGAGCAUCAGGACAGAGCAGAGCAGAUUUCCCAGGAACGGGGGAGAAUGAUCAAGUCACAGAUAUCAUUUGAGGAUGUGGCUGUGGACUUCACGUUGGAGGAGUGGCAGCUGCUCAAUCCUACUCAGAAGACCCUGCACAGGGAUGUGAUGUUGGAGAACUAUAGCAAUCUAGUUUUCUUGGGGUCCCUCAGCCCAAGCAGUUGGGACUCUCUGUGUUUCCAAUUGACAGGCUAUCAAAUGAUCAAACCUGAGGCGAUUUUCAAACUGGAGCAAGAAGAGCCAUGGAUAUUAGGUGAAGAAAUCCUAAGUCAGAACUUUCCAGAAGAAGUCUGGCUAGAUAAUAAUCUCAAAAUGUGGCACCAGGAUAAUCAAGACAAGCUUAAAAGUAUGGAGAGAGGCCAUGAAUAUGACGUCUUUGGGAAAAUGUUUCAUUCAGGCAUUAACUUUGAUCAUUUAGGAAUGAGAUCCCAUAAAUGUGGCACAGGUGAAAAAAGUUUGAAACAUCCUUUUGAUUUUCUUAUUCCAAAAAGUAACUGUGAAAGAAAAAAACUUGAUGAGCUUAAUAAGAAAUUAUUAUUCUGUAUCAAGCCUGACAAAACCUGUGGUGGAAUAAAAUACUCUGAUUGCAGUAAAUGUAGAAAAGUCAGCAGUAAAGAGCCAGGGCUCAUUACAAACCAAAUAGCACAUACAGGAGUCUGUUUAUGCAUGGAAUGUGGUAAGGUUUUUAACAAAAAGUCACAGCUCAUUAUACAUCAGAGAACUCAUACAGGAGAGAAGCCCUACGGAUGCCGUGACUGUGGAAAAGCCUUCUCCCAGAAGUCAUUACUCACUAUUCAUCAAAGGACUCAUUCAGGAGAAAAGCCAUACGGGUGUGGUGAAUGUCAAAAAGCUUUCAGCAGGAAGUCACUGCUCGUUUUACAUCAGAGAACUCAUACGGGAGAGAAGCCCUAUGGCUGCAGUGACUGUGGGAAGUCCUUUAGCAGGAAGUCACAGCUUCAAAGACAUCAGAGAACCCACACAGUAGAGAAGCCCUAUGGCUGCAGUGACUGUGGGAAGGCUUUCUCCCAGAAAAUAAGGCUCAUUACUCAUCAGAGGACACACACAGGGGAAAAGCCCUACAAAUGUAAUGAUUGCGGAAAAGCCUUCUUUUGGAAGUCACAGCUUAUUACUCAUCAGAGGGUUCAUACAGGGAAGAAACCGUAUGCAUGUAGUGAGUGUAAAAAAGCCUUCAGCAGGAACUCACUCCUCAUUAGGCAUCAGAGGAUCCACACAGGAGAGAAGCCCUAUGAAUGCAGUGAAUGUGGUGAAGCCUUCAUCAGAAAACCGCAACUUGUCAAACAUCAAAUGACUCACACAGGAGAGAAGAACUAUCAGUGCAGGAACUGUGAAGAAGCCUUCUUUAAGAAGUCAGAACUAAUUAGACAUCAGAAAGCUCAUUUAGGAGAAAAACCCUAUGGAUGUGUUGAAUGUGGAAAAACCUUCUUUGGGAAGUCACAGCUCCUGACACAUCAGAGAACUCACACCGGAGAGAAACCUUAUGAAUGUGGUGCCUGUGGGAAAGCUUUCACCCAAAAGUCCAGCCUGGUAUCUCAUCAGAGGACACACACAGGGGAGAAACCCUAUGAGUGCAGCGAGUGUGGGAAAGCCUUCAGUGAGAAGUCAAGCCUCAUUCACCAUCAGAGAACCCACACUGGAGAGAAACCCUUCGAAUGUAGUGAGUGUAGGAAAGCUUUUGCCUGGAAGCCACAGCUUCUUAGGCAUCAGAGAAUUCAUACAGGGGAGAAACCCUAUGAAUGCAGUGAGUGUGGGAAGGCAUUUGUUCAGAAAGUACAGCUCAUUAAGCAUCAGAGAAAUCAUACAGGAGAGAAGACCUAUGGCUGCAGUGAUUGUACAAAAGCUUUCUUUGAGAAGGCGCAGCUCAUUAUACAUCAGAGGAUUCAUACAGGAGAGAGACCCUAUAAAUGUGGGGAAUGUGGGAAAUCUUUCACUAGAAAGUCGCACCUUAUGAGGCAUCAGAGGAUCCAUACAGGAGAUAAAUGCUAUAGAUGCAGUGAAUGUGGGACAGCCUUCCACAGGAAGGCACAGCUCCUGAUACAUCAGAGAAGUCAUAUGCUGUAGACACGGGGCGAGUGCGGUGAGGAUGGGGAGUCUGCCAUCAGGUGUCAGGCCCCUCACACUCUGAGGAUACGUACAGGAGAAAACUCUGUCACUGCAGUGACUGUCUCACCAUACAGAAUUCAGAAAGAGAACUUUUUUUUAAGUAGGCAAUAUAGGAAAACCUUCUUCCAGAAAACAAGACUUAUUACAUAUUGAUGGCUCCUCAGUGUGGAAGUCUUCUCAGUAUUGUGAUAAGUACAGACCUUUCAGUCAAAAGUGACAGCCUAUUAAAUAUUUAGAAGACCUAAACAGGAGAAAAACUCAAUUGUCAUAACAAGUAAGUGAAAGAUUUCACCGGGAAAGGGUAACUCAGAGUACACUAGAGAAUACAUGCACAAAGGAAAUACUGAGUAUUAUAUAUUAGAGAUCUCAUGCAGAGGAGUAGUCCUAAUAAUUUGAAGAAUUUGAUAAACAUGAUCCUAUUAAAAUAAUUCUAAAAGGAAGAUGUGUUCAUUGUAUAUAAAUUAUUAUGAGAAAAUAGGCAUUUUAAAGUGGUAGCUGUGUUUUAUGUGUGAAGACUUCUGCUUUCUGCUAUGGUGCUAUAGGAAGAACCAGAUAAACUCUCCUGCCUUAAGCAGCUAGAAACCGUACCAUUUAUGAAAUAGUGGUUUUUAGACAUAUGUCAAACACAGGUUUGUGAUCCCUGGCAGGAGAUGGACAAGGUGAGGAGAGCCCCACGACUGCCCAGCCUAGACCCUGGGGGCAGCGUCCAGGCUGCAGGUUAGGGAGGGGAAUGAAUGUGGUCCUGCUGGACUGAAGAGAGUUGCCGAGUUGGCGUCUGGGGAGCCCUGGUGGCUAGAAUUUGCAGGGAAAAGCUUCUGGAAGAAGCUUCCCAGAGAGGGCCUGCAGAAAUCCGCAGUGAGUCCCCCCUUGAGUCUGUGGGCUUUAGUGCUGAUUCACACGUGUGUGGAAGUAAGCUGAGACCAUGAGAGCGGCACUGGGGAGCAGUGAGCUCGGCAAGCCCUGGAGCUCAGCACCGGCGGGGACGGUUCACGUUCCCACCAGCCACACGAAAGCACGUGGGCAUCAAGAGAGUUCCCAGAACAGUAUUGUCUUGGUGGGGAGGGUAACUAACCCUAGAUUAAAAGCUACUCUGGAUCCACAGUGACUGGCGUCCAAACACUUACCUGGCAUGCCAAGGGGCAGGAACAUAUGACUUGUAACCAGGAGGAAAAUCAGGCAGUAGAAAGAGAAAAGACUGAAGUGAUUGGAAUUAGUAGACAGGGAUGUUCAAAUAGCUACUGUAAGUAUAAAGUAGAGGAAAACAUGAAUUUGACGAAACAUAAAGUGGAAGAUAUAUUUUUAAAAGCUCAAAUGGAACUUCUCAGGAUGAAAACAACAUCUGUAAAUUAAAAAAAAAACUGGAUGGAAUUAAGAACAUAUUAGACACAGAAGAAGGAAAACAAUCAAUGAAUUUGAACAGUAAGUAUAAAAAUUAUCCAGAUGAAUGAUACACACAGAGAGGAAAAGACUGGGGGGAAAGGAGAACAGGGAAUUAGUUACUGUGGCGUAACAUACAUGGAAUGGGAGGUCCAGAAAGAGAGGAGGGAGAAAAAGGAUUUGGAUAAACGAUGGCUGAAAAAUAUCCACAUAUGAUGAAAAGUAUGACUCCACAUAUUCAAUAAGCUCAAAGAACCCAACACGUAAGAAACAUAAAGAUACCAAUGGACAUCAUCGUCAAAUUGAUGAAAACCAGUGUUAAAGAGAACGAUUGUAAAACGCCUGGAGGAAAAGACACAACACGUUCACAGAACAAAGAAUAACAACAUACUUCUGGUCAGGAACUAUGCAAACUAGAAGACAGCAGAGUGACAUCAUUAAAUUAUGAAAGAUAAAAAAGAAACCCCUGCAACCUGGAGUUCGGUUGCCUGUCAAAAACAUCUUUCAAAAGUGAAAGCAAAAAAGACUUCAAAGAAACAAAAUCAGAGAGAGUUCCUGCCUUAAGGAAACAUUGAAGGAAGUUUGGGGGCAGCAAGAAAAGAACACUCUGGAAAUGGUGAAUGUGUGGGUGAAUAUGAAAGUUUUUUUUCUCAUUUUAAAAUCUUUCAAAAAGGUAAUGGACUGCUUAAAACCAAAGUAAUGACAACAUACUUGGGGUUAUGAUCUAUUUAGAAGUAAAGUGUAUGACUACGAUAGCACUUAAGUGUGAAUCUUUAAAAAUAGUUGAACAGACUGUCGUCUGAGACAGGGGCUCGGGAUGACUUGUGUUUGUAGCGACUGCGCGAUGGAAGCUGUCUGUGUUAUGGAUCUGUGCACGUCUCCACACCCAUUCUCCUUUUUCUGCUCUGCAUGCCCAGAGGGAGUGCACGACUGCUUCCUAGGGUUUCUGCUCAGGUUCACACAGGGAGGUAUGUGUCAGCCCUCCCUCCCUCCUGCUGGCCUACAGACACCCAGAUGGCUGCAGCUCCCUGCUCAUCAGAUGUAAGGGUGUUAACUGCUUCUGGGGGCUUCACCGUCCCUGGUUGGUUUUCUUAAUUGUGAACACAAAUCUGUAAAUAGUCCCUUUAUUAAAUGUUCUUGAGUUAAUAAUUUGAGUGUAACAUUUGUUUUCUGUGACGUGUUAAAUGAUGAACGGUUGACCAAAUUUUGAGUAUCAGUUACUGGUCCACGGGGCAAAGACUGACAUCUGUCAAGAUUUCUCACACUCAACAUCAGUGUUUUCUCUUUGUGUUUUAAUAAUUCAGUAGAAAUUAUAACAGAGUUCUUUGUGUUUUUUGUUUUGUUUUGCUGCAAACGUAAGUGGCUCUGGAGAUCAUUACCAUCUGCUCCAUAUGCUGGUGAUCUUGCAGUUAUUACUAGAGUUUCUUCACUGAUAGAAACCGAAAUGUUUAUGAGGUCUUUAUGCUGCCUCUGGGUUAGCUGAACACCUUACAAGAAAGCGUUGUUAUUUAUGUUAAAUGUGUACAGACAAGAAAAAGGUAGCCCAUUACUGAAUGAAGAAAGAAAGGAAUGAUGUACUGUACUUCCCUGUACUCUCAGUUUAAAAACUUGUGCUGCGCAAUUAAAAUACUCUUAUUCAA